Rhagoletis zephyria (snowberry fruit fly) is the source of this 1326-nucleotide messenger RNA. RefSeq lists its product as uncharacterized. The record is from RefSeq and is a predicted model, not a curated record. Lineage: Eukaryota; Metazoa; Arthropoda; Insecta; Diptera; Tephritidae.
AUGUCAAAAUUUUUGACAUCAUCACCUUGGAUGUACACUACGUGCAACGAAGAUGACGAACCUCAGGGUAUACACAAUAUGACUACAAUUAUGACAAACAUAUUUGUUUUUCUGGACACCACGUGGCCGUACUACUUUGUCAUGGAUUAUAUUAACUUCGUACUCCAACGACUCAAUAUAAAUCCAUAUGCCAGCGCUGUAACCUUAUUGUCCGCCGCGGAUGGCACCAUAAUGGUCAACACCACACACUAUUUGAUGGAAGUUUUUGAGAAAUGGAAUAUCACAACACACUCGUGGUACAAGCCCGGCUUCAGUCUACCACAAAUCCUCAACUCUGCCGUAGAUAUGACGCAAAAUAUUAUGAAUGCUGAUCGCAACGCCUCCUCAUUGGGUGGCCGAUCGCUGAUCGCUUUACUUGUACCCAGCCCCGUAGCCUUUGUACCCGAUUGGGAUAUGCGAUAUGCUCUUCAUUUUCUUGAGCGGCUCAACUACACAGUGCCGGACUUACAUUUUCUCUACUACGGCGGUGGUGGGCUCAUACGCUUCAAGGAUCUUGUACGCAAUCCACACCAAGAUCUUUUUCCACUCGGAGAGGAAUACGAUGUGUGGGCGGCUGGAAAGCCCGUAAUAAGGCGCAUACGUGAAAUUCCACGUCGCCUCGUGAAUCCGCGUUGUGGCGCCGAUAUGUACGCCAGCUCCACAGGACCCAACGAAAUGGUACAAUAUGUACGCACAGGCGACAUCAAUUUCUAUCGCAUAAUGCCAAACUACUUCUUCGGUUCGACCAGCAUGCGUUACCUGCGGAUACGGCCGUUAAGCCCAAUAUCUUUCAUUGUCUGCAGCUCCCGCACAAAUGCCUUGCCGUACCGCCAAGACGGCGGGGAUCAGCCGGAACAGGGAUGUGGUCAAACUGCUGCCACUAAUGGCUAUGCUUUGGACUUAAGUGAACUCUGCAUUGGCUACACAUACAUCACCGAUUGCCCACCACUGUAUGUGUCCGUACAAGCUCAGCAAUUCGUCGGUAGCAAUGAAUUGUCCUGCACCGAUCCUGCCUGUCAGUGGCCCGAUGAAGCGCAAUUUCUCAUUUACGAACUAUCAGCUUGCCAAACCACAACUUGGGAGGAAGUAAUUGUGGAGGAAUCAGUGCAGGAUAACUCCGAGGCGUCCACUCAAGAGCUUGCACAAACUACCUCUUCCAAUAACGGUAGUACGACAAAAGAAGUAUAUGCACAGGAAGAGUUGUUUGGACAAUAUUUUGAAAUUAUACAGAAGUUUCUAAAAUUAGUGGUAGACCAAACGUCGGCGGUAGUACAAAAAUACGAUUGA